GGAUCCGUAUGUCUAAUAUCUUUCUCACCAGGUAGUUGAAUUGUGAAUCCUUCAAUUCAUUUUGCGACAAAUACAAUAUGUAAGAUCAAGAUAUCGGUAUGUCUCUUAACAUCAAAAACAAAAAAGUAUUAACUACUAAAACUCUCUUAGUUGUUUUGGAGGGCUUCUAGGCGAGAAGUCUAGAAAAGGAUCACUAUGCCAUCUGGGAAUUUUGUUUUUCGUAUCAGCUUGUAGAAGUUCUAUCUUGUCCUCAACAUCAGAAUACUUAUAUUGUUCUCAGUUUGGUCAGAAGACGAUAGUAUUCGUGUUCGUCCAACAAACUCCAUCCUCUGUACCCAUAGAUAGUACAACUACAACUCGUUAUUUAGAAGUAAAAAUUAUUGUCAUCAGUAUUUAAUAGUCAUCAACUAAAACUAAGCAUACAUAGUUACAGCACGAGGAGCAAAUGGCGUAUGCACACCAUCUGGCUGGAGGCCAGCAAGAGGGCGACGCGCCAUCUUCGACGCGACAUGGUGAGUUCAUAAAAGGGGAAAACAAUUAUGAUAACACUGACUCUGACUGGUGAUAGAGAUAGAAUGAGAAUCCUGUCAUCGUCUCAAACAUCAAUAAGAGAAUAGCAAGAACGGCAAAGUUUUUGAUCGCAUUUAGCAUAUCACAACCAAGGAGAAUUACAAGCAACAUAAAUCUCUAAUCUCGUGAGAGUCCGUCGCGGUUCAUACAAAGCGCUUCGGCGGGACGAAGCGCCAUCCCCCACAAAAAGGAAGCAACGAUUAUGGCUACAGUAUUUAUAUAAAUGCAAGAAUAGACCACGUAGAAGUUUUGGUUUAGAGCAGCAUGGACGGUCAAUGCUUAUACUAUAGAUACUAAGAGUAGCACGAAGCGAGUCUGCUGAAGAUUCUUGUGAGUACAACCAGUUCAACUCUUUUUGCAUGAUUUGACCCCGACCUUGUAUUAAUUUUACACUAUCGCAAGAAUCCCAAUCUCUAAGCCUUUGGCAAGACAAAAAAGCAGGAAGCUUUACGCUGGCUGCGAAGACGUGCUUUAUUCCGACUGCAGUUGGGCUGUUAGUGCCUAUUGUCGCGCUGCAACUGCCAAGAAGUUGUCCGUGCUGGAACCGACGAGUGGUAGUUGCAAUUAACUCUUGUUCCUCCUGGUAAAAAAUUUACAGUCGUUUCAAGCUGCAUCUCUGCUGCUAAGCUCCUUUCUUCAAGCACUGUCUGAGUUCUCUGCUCCACCUAAGCUCCUUGAAAUCGUCUUCUGGCUCCGCACUCGUUCAUCACAGCAUACACAGAAGAUUGAAUGAUGUUGACCGGGUCCUCCCAUUCUUCUGCUUGAAAGCGCAUUCUUAACUUCUAAUCUUCUGGAAGCGCACGAUGCUCUUCUGAAGUUGUAGAGCUACAUUGUGAAGACAAGGUUGCUAGGAACUCACUGCGUUGAAGGGAAAAAUGUGAGGAGUGGGAAACUGAAUUUGAACCACUGAGGUUGUCGCUGAGGAAGAAAACAAUUAAUCACUUUGCAGUGACAAACUCUGCAUCACCUCUCGCUAGGCAAAUUCAUUCAUUCACUCACUCACUCGCUACAACCAUCUACAACUUCAGAAGAACAUCGUGCGCUUCCAGAACUGGAGGGGCUUGCGCGAUGCAUGGGUGGCGCUUUGGCCAAGCAUGAUAUUUACGGGCAGACUUAGACUACAUAGCCAUUUUGGCUCAAGCCACACGCUGUUAUACUACGUGAAAUAACCGCUACCGCUUAGAUAACGAAUCGACCCUACACCAUUCUCAUGAUAUCAUGACACGUUGAUGUACAUGUACUUAACUAUAUUCCCUUAUAGAUAGAUAAAUGUGUCCUCACAUGCGGAGGUUCGAGCAUGUUUCGGUCUAGAAAAGUUCAAUCUAUUAUGGCACUUCAAUGGCCUCGAACGUUCACCCCCUCAUAAUUGAGCCGACUCCUAUCCUAUCCUAUCCUAUCCUAUCCUAUCCUAUCCUAUCCUAUAGACAAUUCGAUGACGAUGACGAUGAUGCUUUCUUCAAAAGAGAAAGUAGAAAAACCUCCUAUUCACUCUCCUUGUCCUUCUUCUACUUACGCCUAGUAUCUACUACUUGUUCUUUCUCUUGGUUCAACAUCGAACCACCAUAAGAAAGCUCCUUCUGAAAUCCCUUUCUGAAAGCCCUGUUCCCGAUCUUCUAACCCCACGUAGUAAAGCACAUGUAUGCAGCGGGCGCUGGGUCGUUAGGUGGCAUGCAAGAAGUCCUGGAUGGCGGUCCGACCAAAGAGGCAGAAGAGCAACGCAGAAGGGAUUGUGGAGGACAUGCAACGACUCCUGGUAUAAUUAAUGUCUUCAAGAAGAACGAGAAUACUGCAACUCCACCUUCGUAAAAUACUUAAGUCAAAAAUGUUUAGAUGUUCAUGUUGACAAUCUGGGUGGCCGCUGGCACUCCUACUUGCAUCUUCGAAUUCGAAAUGAUCAUGCCGAGAAAGUAACACUUCGCGUUGAUGCAAAUUUAGAGUCGAAACACAAUCUCCAACCAACGCCUAUGAGGUACCCGAUACUGGGGUCAGCAAAUCGAUAAUCAGCACAAGAGGCGCAAGGGAGUAGACUCGAAUCCAAAGCUGAAUCUGCAAAGUCAUAUGGCACUAGAAAUACAGACUCAACAGAAGAUUCACGUACAUGUUGAUCAUAUUAAACUGAUAGAAGUACUUCUAAGACGCACUAUGAUCAGAUCUUCGUCUUCUGUUGUAUACGGAGAUGAGAUUGAGAACCAGGUGAAAAAUAUCUCCACAAUUAUAGGCUUAACUCAUCUCUAACCUCUAGCUGUACUCCUGUCUCGGCAAGCUUCAGAACACGUUUCUGUGGACCACCGUAUCGUCCCCACCAGCUUUGAGGUCGAGUGAAGAGAAAACCGAAGUAAACGACGUCUGGGACCAGUGCCUCUGGAAAUUUUACCAAACACCUUUGACCAAAGUUGUCGAGAACCACUUGUGAAGAUGAAGGUGUGGUCUUGUGAAGAAAGUGUGGUCUUGUGAAGAAAGUAUGGCAUUGUGACUAAGACUUUACUCAGGUCACCUGCCUCGGUGCUCGUAGACUCUACACAGGUCACCCAUCAUCCUCGGAGGCGAGCAGGUGCCGGUGGGGCUCGUUGUGCAGGAUUCACAACCUAACCACCUAACCUAUGGCCGAAUGAAACAGUCGUGGCGCGUUUCAAUAUUACUUACAACAUUUUUCUUAUCAUCGUACAACAUCAGAUCAUGAAAGAAGGAGGUCUUACGUAGACUACAUCAACACCUACAUCAACUGCAUCUAGAUCUACAUUCUCUUCAAUUUCGAUUAGACUUGGAGGCAGCGUUGUAUGGGUCGUGGUAAAGGGUGUGGGUGGUAAAUAACGUGGUUGUCUGUUCUUCUUUCUUUUUCCUUAUACACAAAUCAAUAAUUGCACCUCUCCAGUUUCUCUAUCCGACUCCGACAAAAACAAACAUUUUCUUAUUCAACAUUUUGUCCGUCGUACUCGUACCACAACUACGUAGAUGAUAAAUAAAAAGAGAAAUAUUCUGUUGAAUAAAUUUUCACUUUCUGAUUUCAGGUCCUGUCUUCAUUCGUAUAUGUGCUCUGCCUCUGCCUAGAAGAUGGAGCAUCGUAGUUUUUCUUAUUUGAAAAUCAUCUUCUUGUAGUUGAUUCCAGUAUGUAGUUUGAGUGUGUCUUCUGAAUGCCAGGAAAUGAGGAAAAAAAGACUCCCUGCAGGUGGACAGGCAGUUCGUUGUCAUAUGAGGAGAGUCGUCAGAUGGUCUUUGUAGUGUGUCCCUCUUCUGUCAGUUGUGGAGGUGUACCUUCAAUUUUUUUUGAUUUGUACGCGUCAUCUGUCAUCUUAGUAUUGAAAACAAAAUCUUCCGUGGUGGUCGUGGUCAGAAUUUGGUACAUUCAAAAUUCUUUUGCAUGACAACUACAAGCGUCUAAAACUGAGAAACAGUUCCGUAUCCUUUGAUGCCGACAAACUUCUUUCACCCCAAUUGAUCCAGUAACCCUUCGAUUGGACUUGGUGGCGGCAUAGUUUUGAUUGCGAUGAUGAUAGUUGUGCAGGAGUAGCAGUGGUUGUUACAGUGUCAAAAAUGAUUGAACUAAACAAGAAAGCCUAGAAGCAUCAUCUGCGGUCGGUGUAUGUGUGCGAGCAGUUGCGCUGAUCUGUUGUAGUGUGCGAGCAGUAAUCAGAGACGACUUACUUUUGGUUGAGAACAAACCUUUCAACAUCAUUUUAGCUUCUGGUCUUAUGCUCAAGACGAACGAU
This is a messenger RNA of Amoebophrya sp. A25, 4277 nucleotides long. Lineage: Eukaryota; Dinophyceae; Syndiniales; Amoebophryaceae. The record is from the annotation of a GenBank genome assembly.